This is a messenger RNA of Tigriopus californicus, 1100 nucleotides long. RefSeq names its product ubiquitin-conjugating enzyme E2 L3-like (gene Ubc10). The transcript is spliced from 2 exons. The coding region runs from base 235 to 699 and encodes 154 amino acids. The record is from RefSeq and is a predicted model, not a curated record. NCBI's taxonomy places the organism in Eukaryota, Metazoa, Arthropoda, Copepoda, Harpacticoida, Harpacticidae.
UGAGUCAUUUGGAUUCUCAGCAUUUCUUGGGUCAUUUGUGUUGGUCACCCUCAAGAUAAAGAAGGGCCAAUUUCUCGUGGAAAGGACGAAACCCCGGAUUUUCAACCUCCGAUUAGCGGAUCACCAUCGCCCCCAGGAGACCCGUUGAGGCCCCGUCCACACUGACCGCUCUCAUUCAAGCCAGCACGACUUGUGUGUGGGGAUUGAAGACUUGCUUUUGUUUUUGGGUGGGCCAUGGCCGCGACUCGUCGCCUCCAGAAGGAGCUUCAGGACAUCCGCAAGGCUGGACCUAAAUCUUUUCGCGAUAUCCAGGUCGAUGAGCAGAACAUCCUGCAAUGGCAAGGCUUGUUAGUCCCGGAUAGUCCGCCCUAUGCCAAAGGGGCGUUCAGGAUCGACAUUCAAUUCCCGGCCGAGUACCCGUUCAAACCGCCCCGGAUCGCCUUCAAGACCCGGAUUUAUCACCCGAAUGUGGACGAAAAGGGCCAGGUGUGUCUGCCGAUCGUGUCGGCUGAGAACUGGAAACCAGCCACCAAGACCGACCAAGUGAUUCAAGCUUUGGUAUCGCUCAUCAAUCAACCCGAACCCGACCAUCCGCUUCGGGGCGAUUUAGCUGAGGAAUACGUCAAGGAUCGCAAAAAGUUCAUGAAGAACGCGGAGGAUUUCACUAAAAAGUACAGCGAAAAACGACCCUCGGAUUAAUCGGCCCCUCAUCAUUGAUCCAAAAAUCCGUGUUUGCCAACGUUUUAGCCACACACACACACAAACAUGAAGUACACCCUACCAACCGAUGAUUCCCAACCAUAGCGCUAAUAUAUACAUACAUAAGAUACUAUCUACGAUUUCUAGCCACCACUAAUUCGUUGUUGCACUGGGUUUUUGGGCCGAUGAUGGGUGUUUCCUUCGGCUUUUUCUCGCAUAUUCAUUCGUUCUUAUCAUUGACCUUCUGACCGGGUCCAGCCAAGCUGUGGCCGAGAAUUGUAUCCGUCUGGUUUCAAGAUGGGCGUCACUGGGGCGGAUCGUGAUGAUGAUGAUAAUCAUCAUGAUUGUAAUGAUUGUCAUUUUUAGAGAGAUUAUUUGAAUAAAUCACAAUUCAGAUCGUC